This is a messenger RNA of Podarcis lilfordi (Lilford's wall lizard), 28141 nucleotides long. The record is from the annotation of a GenBank genome assembly. Lineage: Eukaryota; Metazoa; Chordata; Lepidosauria; Squamata; Lacertidae.
AAGCUGCUCACGAGACCUGGAAAGUUGUGGCUGCCAAACUCCAAUUUCUCAACUGAAGAAGCGGAGUGAAAGAGAGAGACAGAUGUGUACACAGAGAGCCAGCGAAAGAGCAUGCGUGCAGCUCCUCUCAGCAGGGACAGGGCCUGAACAAGCAUCUGGAAGGAGCAAGAAGUAAAUAUUUACAGCUCUUGAUUAUAAGGUCAAGAAUGAUAUUCCCAUCCCAGGAGGCUGCUUAGCCUCCUGGGGAGGGAAAGACUUGGUUUGCUCGGCACUGCCUAGUGUGGGAAGGAUGUGCUGAUUGGAGUAGAUGGAGCGGCUGGGAUUUCCCCAUUUGCUCUUUUCUUCUUCUUAAAGGAGAUCUGCAUUCCCACCCUUUUUGUAAUCUGCUGCUAGAUAACUGACAAGCUUAACAGAGACCCUCCACACCCUUAAGGAGGUUCACAGAAAAGCUCAACUUUGGAAACCUGAAGUCCUAUGAAUUACAGGUAAGCACAAUCUCAAUUUUUUCCCUAAUGUUUAGUCUGGCUCUUGAAAGUGGCUUUCAGUGUUCACCAGAAAGGGGGGAAACAUUUUAUGUGAUUCUGGUGUAAGAUCUGAAGUGGGGGGAAACCAUGCAUGAGAUGACCAAGUGUCUAGAUACAGAAACUGUUCUCACAAUUCACUGUGGGCAAGAUGCAGUUUGCUUUCCUGGUAGUCUUUAUACCCUUAACACAGCAGUGGGGAACCUGUGGCCUUCCACAUGAUACUGGACUACAAACCCUUGACCACUUUGUUCUGCUAGCUGGGACUGAUGGGAGUAGAAUCUGCAGCUGUUGCUGGAAUCCACAUGUUCCCCUACCCAGAAUGCCUUCUUGUACUUUGUUGUAGGAAACUACUGUUAGAUGUGUUGUUUCUCAAAGCAGCUUUAUUCCAACUGGAGUCCUAAUUCUUCUCUAGCCACCUCUCCAGCCAAGGUGUGAACACACAGAGGCGUUGAUACGAUGGACCGGGCGUAGGAAGGGGGCGGGGGGGCGGUCUACCCUGAGUGUCAACACUGAGGGGGGUGACAAAAUGCAGAGCAGCACUCACUGCGGGGCCUGCAGCGUGCCCGAGCCACACGUCUCUCCUGGGAGUGACACAGUGGCUUAGGCGCCCUCAAGCUCCAUGCUGCCCCAAACGGUCCGCCCGCCACCUCCCCCUUAGCUGUAGGGUGGCUGAGUGGGAGGAGGCAGGCAGACUCCUCGGAGGCCCCGCGAAGUGUCCUGCCCCAGGCGCUGGAUUGGCUUGCUCCACUGCUGCUGAUGGAGAUGUAUUUAAACAACCCUUGGGUGCACACAAACAGAAACAGCAAAGUUGUGUUGUGUUUUUAAACCUGUUAUAGCGUGUGGUUAACAGAAGAAAAAUAUUGGGGUUCACUCAAGGUCCCACAACAGCUCCCACAGCUUGCUGCCAUGUUUUAAUUUGUCUUAAUUUGCUAGGGUGACCAGAUAGCAGAGAAGACAGAACUUUUACUUUUGUCAUGGAAGAACAAAUUCUAGUAUGCAAAGGGUACCAAAAUUCUCUCUUCUUUGACAUUAUUAUGGCUAUACACAGUACAAUUAUUUAGAGAUUUCAACGGGAGGAGAGAGGGUCUAUUGUGCAAGCAAUGGGAACUAAACUGCUCUCUCCUUUUUGCUUUAAUAUACCCACCAACUUGUGAUGAAGAUAGCUUUGAUAGCUCCUCUGUUGCUGAGGCCCCUUUGGUAGGAGAAGUGUUAGCUGUUCUGCUCAGCCAGUACAAACAUCAAGUAGCCAGUAAGAAAAAGCUUCUUGGAUCAUGGGAAAGCUCCCACUGCCCCAGUAAAUAAGCUCAGGAGAAGCCAGUUCAAUGAUACUGUUAGCAGGAAAUGCUUCCAAAUUGUGUGGAAAGAACAAAACUGCAGUCAGUAAGACUCACUGCAGACAGUCACAUACAUAGACAAUUCACUGGGUGUAAGUGUGUCAGUAGUUACCCAUUCCAGCAUGUUCAGUUUCCUGAUGCUGCAGUUAACACUUUUUAGAUAGCAUUGCACACCUUUUAUGCUUUGGACAGUACCUUCUGAAGACCCUACAGAUGUUGUUGCUCCAUCGUCCUUGACGAUGUGGUUGUGGUGCCUGGGAUUGAUGGACUCAACAUCAAGGGGGGUCCCCUAUACCUGGGCUGCAGGCUGCAGUUUUAGGCCAGGUCAGGAGCAUUCUUCUCCAGAAGAAGGCCUCCACUAGUGCAUAAGUGCCUAGCUUGUAGCAAUGGUGUAGCUUGGGUUUCCAGCGCCCGGGGCCAUGCCCAGCAUUCAACUGCCUAACAGUGUCUCUGUCACCUAGGAGAUUGGAGCCGCAGAGAUAAGAAAAGAGUCUUUCCGUUGUUUGGAGAGGUCACUUUCAGGUUUUUGUGGAGAAGCUGUUUUCAAUUGAGCCCAGUGAUGGAAGCUCGCAGCUGUACCGGGUGUUGACAUUUUGCACCCCUAACAAUUUUGCACCUGGGGCAACUGCCUCUGUGCCCCACCCACUACACCACUGAUUUAUAGUGUCUCAUGUAGGAGGAAGGUGUGAACCUAGUGGCUGCCCUGCAGGAGCUGUCCAUGCAUUUUGAAGUAGCCCCCACACCCUCAUCAAGGCUGUCACAUGUGCUGUCAUGCAGCAAGCUGCACCCCGCACUUGCUUCGCCAUCCUGCUGGAUCAUUGUAGUACCGUGAGAGGGCAAAGGGGUGGAUGGAGGAGAUCACACCUCGUGCAUUUAAUUCUUUAUUAAUAGUAGUACACAACUAAAACUGCCAUAAAGAGGAAGUUGGAUGUCAUAUUCUGAUGGGCUGGAGUGUGCAGCUCAGAGAAUUUAACACUUUAUUCUGGCACUGGGAUGAUGUCUGAUUUGCAAGGCAGGAUGAGGGCUGGGCGAGCAAGGAAGACAGAGAGCCAGGACUUUGGGAGUUCCCGGCUCUGGAAAGAAUGUGAGUUGAAAUGGGUUGAUUUGAAAGAAGGUACUGGACUCUUUGAGUUCUGUCUGAAGCAGCCAGACGCAAUAAGCAGCCAGGUAAAGCCAAUAAUAUAUUUGAUUGGACUGGGAGAAUGCACAGUUCCAAGUUACACAGAAGCCAAGCAAUCCAGAAAAGUUUCCAGUUCUCAUCUAUAUUUAGAACAAAGUUACUUAUUAAUGGAUGUAUUUUUAUUUCUUUCCCUUCAGCUCAGUUCUGUGUCUGAGAGCAAGAGAGCAAAUGUGUAUUUUAGGAUUCCUGGAUUCUGUUCAUAGAAUCAUAGAAUCAUAGAGUUGGAAGAGACCACAAGGGCCAUCGAGUCCAACCCCCUGCCAAGCAGGAAACACCAUCAGAGCACUCCUGACAUAUGGUUGUCAAGCCUCUGCUUAAAGACCUCCAAAGAAGGAGACUCCACCACACUCCUUGGCAGCAAAUUCCACUGUCGAACAGCUCUUACUGUCAGGAAGUUCUUCCUAAUGUUUAGGUGGAAUCUUCUUUCUUGUAGUUUGGAUCCAUUGCUCCGUGUCCGCUUCUCUGGAGCAGCAGAAAACAACCUUUCUCCCUCCUCUAUGUGACAUCCUUUUAUAUAUUUGAACAUGGCUAUCAUAUCACCCCUUAACCUCCUCUUCUCCAGGCUAAACAAGCCCAGCUCCCUUAGCCGUUCCUCAUAAGGCAUCGUUUCCAGGCCUUUGACCAUUUUGGUUGCCCUCCUCUGGACACGUUCCAGUUUGUCAGUGUCCUUCUUGAACUGUGGUGCCCAGAACUGGACACAGUACUCCAGGUGAGGUCUGACCAGAGCAGAAUACAGUGGCACUAUUACUUCCCUUGAUCUAGAUGCUAUACUCCUAUUGAUGCGGCCCAGAAUUGCAUUGGCUUUUUUAGCUGCCGCGUCAUACUGUUGGCUCAUGUCAAGGUGGUCAACCAAGACUCCUAGAUCCUUUUCACAUGUACUGCUCUCAAGCCAGGUGUCCCCCAUCUUGUAUUUGUGCCUCUCAUUUUUUUUGCCCAAGUGCAAUACUUUACAUUUCUCCCUGUUAAAAUUCAUCUUGUUUGUUUUGGCCCAGUUCUCUAAUCUGUCAAGGUCAUUUUGAAGUGUGAUCCUGUCCUCUGGGGUGUUAGCCACCCCUCCCAGUUUGGUAAGCACAAUCUCAAUAAGGCUUGAAUUUUUUUUGGAGUGUGGGGAGGCAGGGAGAGGAGUGAUACUUGUGAAUAAUGAAGACAGUAUCCCAACUAUGUUAUACAUCCCUGAGUCAGGCCAUACUGAUGUCUAAGGUGAAAUCUCUGUUUAGAAAUGGGAAUAUAGUAGAUCUGAAAGAUCCUUCAUGCCACAAAUGGAACACAGGAGCCAACUCCAAAGGCCAAGAUCACGUUAUGGGGAUAAAAUAUUUAAGGGGACUGAAAUGGGAGAUAUUUAAAUGAGUAAUCCAAAAUUCAGAGAGCCUGCUGUCCUGGAUUAUGUCUACAGUUUCCACCCAGAAAGUUUAAUGUUACAGUUGCAUCAAAGGGAGAAUUGUGCUUUGCAUUACAUAUUUUCCUACUUUGCAUAUUUUCAUUAAAAACAAUCAAGAAGCAGAUUCACUUCACAUGGGAAAGCACAAUGUGCAUGUUCAGUAGCACUAUAACAGGCUUCCUCAACCUCGGCCCUCCAGAUGUUUUUGGCCUACAACUCCCAUGAUCCCUAGCCAGCAGGACCAGUGGUCAUGGAUAAUGGGAACUGUAGUCUCAAAACAUCUGGAGGGCCAAGGUUGAGGAAGCCUGCACUAUAAUAUGACUUUAAAAAUAUUUAUUUUAAAAAAUCUAGAUGCUCAGGAGCACUCUGGUCAGGGUCCAGAGAACUAUUUGUGGAGCAGAGAAGGUGACUUGGGAGGUUCUGCUUAACAAAUCAGAAAAGCCUUGGAGCAGUAAUCCCUUGAUUUCUAUCACAUGCUAGGCAAUUCUAUUAAUAUGUAAAUCAUGAUCAUGAAACACAUGCUUUAUGGAAUUGUUUUUAUUUCUGCAUUUACAAUUUUAAAAUUGUAAAUGGGCUGGAGGAGAUGCUCUUUUCUUCUUUUGAAGUCACUGUUGGAAUUCAGAUUGCUGAGAACAGGGGUAGGCAACCUAAGGCCCUGGGGCCAGAUGCGGCCCAAUCGCCUUCUCAAUCCGGCCUGCGGAUGGUCCAGGAAUCAGCGUGUUUUGACAUGAGUAGAAUGUGUGCUUUUAUUUAAAAUGCAUCUCUGGGUUAUUUGUCAGGCAUAGGAGUUCAUUCAUUUCCCCCCCCCCCAAAAAAAUAUAGUCCGGCCCACCAAACGGCUGAAAAAGGUUGCUGACCCCUGGCUGAGAAUAUCAGCUUUCAAGUUUCUUGUGACUAAGUUUGAAAACCUGAAAGCAGCAACUAUAAAAGGUCAUACUUUAGGGUUCUCUUUCUUCUUAGAGUCUAACUAUUUUGGGCCCCUUCAGACCAGACGAGGGUAGGUGAGGCAGUUGCCUCAGGGUGUCAGACUCUGGGUAGCUGGAUCCACCUCCUGCACUUGUCGGCCACCUCCUCCUCCUCCUCCUCCUCGGUUGUGUGACCACCGUGCAUCACACUCCCACUAGCCAGUGUGUGCAUUUUUGUACACAUUACAUGGCUGGAGAACUGCAUUAUACAAUCAAGAAAAAUUGGAAUUUUGAAGGAUGGCUGUGUUUGUGUUCUCAUGUUGUUUCAGAAUGCACAAAUUUAAAAGGUUCCACCUUAAAUGUGACCAAAAUGGAAUUUUCCCACCAUUCCUAUGUUGAAGUAACUUCGAGACUUCCAUUUGUGCUACAGUUUCUAAGCAAGGGUUUGGGACUUUCCAGCAUGGGAACAAGAAGCUUCCCCUUUGUCCUCUGUUUUCUCCAGGAAAACCUGUUCUUUACAGCUGGAUCGGAACAAACAGUGUUUCCCAGGGAAAGUGGCAGGACAAAGGGAAACUACUUGGACCCCUGCCUGAAAGUCCCAAACCGGUGCCUAGAAAUUGCAGCACAAACAGAAGUCUGAAAUAGCCCUUAUGUGUAGACGCGGCCUCUUUCAGGCAACUUGGCUGGGGAUUGCCUUCUUGCCUUUGAUCACAUUUCUAUGCCAGCCAGAUACUCUUCUGGCAUAGAAAGGUGGUGGCAUAUAGAAAUGUGGUCAAAGGCAAGAUGGCAAGUAAUCCCCCUCAGUCAAGUUGCCUGAAGGAGGCCACGUCUAGAGAAUGGAAUUUCCCCUCUGCAGAGAACCAUCCAUUGGUACCAUUUGUAUUUUACUAUUUGAAUCUCCCUUUCUUCUCUUGACGUCUGACAUGAGAACAGGGUCAGGGGUGAUGAGGAGGUUAAAGAGCAGUGAUAAGCCCCAUAUGGCGCUGCCCAGGGAGCCUGGGAAUGGACCCUGUGUUUACACAGGAAAGAGGCGCCAUCUGUAACCAGGCAGGCAGGCGCUUGUUCUCUUCAACAUCCCUCCCCUCAAGCCUCAGGGAGACACUGCUCUAACUAAAUCUGUGCUCUUGAUUCCUCCCUAGACCCUGCCUGGAGUUGGUUAGAGUGAAGCCCCACUCUGUGUUUGUCCUUGCUUGUUCACAGAGCAUUUCACAGCACUGGCAGGCAGCAAACCAUUUUAGCAAAGUGUAGCAUCAUCACACAUGAGGUUUAUGUCAGCUUUGCUGUCAGCUACAAACACAAAUGUUGACGGAGCCAUGUAGCAUGUGUUUGAUUUUCCUUCUGAAUUCUCUUACAGAUUAAUAGCACCCAUGCAUGGGAAUUGUGCAAAAGCACAAGGAAAUGCAUCUUUUAAUCAUUGGUAUUUGUAAAAACAUGAACCUUCACAUGCAGUAUUUUUAUUGUCUCUGUGGAAUGCUCAGCUACUCAGUUUCAGAGACAGAUAUAUCUGUCUAAGAGCUGUGGGCCUGGUUUAAGAGCCUUGAAUGCAUUCAAUGCAAUGGAUGAAAAACUGGUUCUGUCAGGUUAUCAGCAUGCUUAAUUCUGAACCAGGAGAAAGCCAGCCAUAGAAGACACUUACUGACUCCCCAAAAGAUCUCCCAACAUACUUUUUGUGGAGUUUUUUUUAAUUAAGGAGUGUGUGCAUGCAUGUGUGAGCAUGCGCACACACACAUAUACACACAUCAAAAUGUAUAUGUGCCCCUUUAAUAUUUAUUUACCGGUAAAUAGGUUGAUGAGCUUUCUGAAACACAUGGGGAGGUGCAACAUGAGGAGGUGUAACAAUCUUGGCCUUCACCUUUGGUUGUUGUGGAGAAUCCAGACUUCCUUUCCUGUGAAUCUAGUGCAUUCCAAGCAUGGGCAUAGCCGGGGGGGGGGGGGCAGCUGCCUCCCUAAGAUCAAGUAAAACAAUAGAAAUACUUAACUAACUGACCGUGUUGGUUCUGCCCCUGCCCCAAACCAAAGUCCUGCCCUCCCUCACAAAAGUCCUGGCUACGCCCAUGAUUCUAAGGGGGACAGUUGUGAAGGAAGACACAAGCUACUCCCUGUUUCUCUUCCAGAACUGAACAACUGUCCUCUGAAUAAUUUAUUUCACCUAAUUGGCUAGAUUUCUUGAAUGUUCCAUGAUGAAUGUGACUUGACCCGUAGGCAUUCAGGCUUGAUGGAGAAUUCUGUCCUAUGGAGUAUAGACUAGGCUAUGGAGUAAGGAGGAGGAGGGUCUGAGUGGAAGUGCUUUGGGUAUAUACAGGAUAUAGGGUGGACAGGAGAAAGAAGAGGCUGGAGGCUCGUGAACCUUUGGCUGUUGUAUAGAAGAUUUGCUGACAUUGCCUUCUAUACUACUUUUAAAUAAUCCUUUUCAGGAUUAUUUUCAGCCAGCUACCCUAACAAGGAAGAUGGUGAACUUGAACCAAAAGCAGUCUGGGUGAUGGAUGGAUUAUAAGAAAGAUGAGGAGCCUCUCAGAAUCAUGCCCUAUGGAGCAGAGAUGGGUUAGUUUGGUUCCUGAGGCAAGACUUGCCUGUUUCUGAGGAUGCAGGCUCUUCUCCAUUCUCUCAUUUUCCUGGAAGGUUGGGCACAAGUGUUUCCACUGAGCUGAAGGCAGUUUGAUGGAGGGAUCAUUGCUUGUGAUGCUUUGCAUGCCCAACUUUCAUCUCCAAUAAACAGAUUUUGCAGGUUUGACUAGUGGCUGCAACAUGCAUGGGGGGGAAAGGAGUGUGUGUGUUCCCUGUAUGAAGUAAAACUUGUUCCAAACCACUUUCAACUCUCUUUAAAAAGAACUUUCAUGUGCCUCCAACUGAACUGUCUUGUGCUACAUCCCAUCCCUACUGUGGAAUUCCAGAUCCAUUAAUGGGAACUGCAAGGCAGCAGCCAAGAAGGAGGAAGUAUAUAACUGCCUGUCUCAGUGGUGGUGACUUUAAUGGCCUUUCCUGAGCCAAACUGGAUCCAUUUCCCAGUGCAUAUUGGCAACAGCUGUUGGCAUUGAAGCACAAGGCCUUUAGAUCCAGUCCUGUAAAUUCAGAGCAACAACGCAGCACACCCCCCCCCCAUUAAAAUCUCUAUCUACUUUCUUUACUUUGUUUGUAGACAAAGGAGGGGAAAGGGAGGACCGGAAGGAAACCUGGUUCUUCAACAGCUGAAAGUUCUUCUCAAUCUCCCAUUUUGCUAUUUGGCUUGCCCCACUCUGAGGGGGAAUCAGGGGCAGAGCUACCUGCCAUGGCACCUGGAGCAGCAGAGAGGCGGGGUUAGCCAGCCCACAGAAGUGGGGCUACCCGCCCGCACAGCAAGAGUCCCUAGCCGCCCGCCACCCACGUGGUGAGCAUGGGGGGGAGGCGCUGCUAACCGCCCGCGUGGUGAGCUUCCCUAGGCAUCUGCCGCCCACACGGUGAGCAUGGGGGGGUGCUAGUCUCCCACCGCAGCAUCAUCCCUAGCAGCCCACUGCCCGCGUGAGCAUCUGGGGGCACCACCUGUGCGGCGAUGUCACCCGCGCUCAUGGCUGACACCCAGUGAGCACCGCACCCCCUGCACCCGCCAUCCUCCGCCAGUGGGGGGGAUAAGUCAGCUGAUGAAGCUUUUUCCAAGAAAGAAUGCUAUUAUGGAAAUAAAACAAAACUUGAAAAAGCUACUCACUCUAGACCAGCCUUUCUCAACCUUGAGAUCCCAUAUGUUGUUGGACUACCGCUCCCAUCAUCCCUGAUUGCUGCCCUUGUUGGCUGUAUGGCUGUACAUAAUGGGAACUGUAGUCCAGCACCAUCUGGGAACCCAAGGCUGAGAAAGGCUGAUCCAGACCCACAGUGACAAUAUUCACUUGCUUUGGGGAAGGAAAGUAGACUGAUUCUCUUCAUUUCAGUGGGAAUAUUCAUUUCAGUGUAUGAAGCUGUCAUCUACUGCAAUAAAUUCCCUUUUGAAACAAUGGAACCAUCCAAAAACAGGGUCCCUGUCCAAAAUAAUGGAAGCUGCAAGGACCAUUUGACAUGACUAGGCUCCAUUGAAAUAAACACAAAGAACAAAUAAGGCAAAGAAUGGUGUCUGAUAGGCAAUUGAGUUGGUGACACAGAUAGACCAAAUAGGGAUGAAUGAUGGGGAAUAGUAGUAAUGGGGUGUUCAUCUUUUAUGGAGUAUCAUCCAGCCAUUGCAUCCUGUAUUUUCCUUAUGCUGGUUCUGUCUUUUCUCAUGCAGAAAGGCUUUUUAUUUUUUAAUAGUGGGAGAAUAGUUUAAUCUCCAGUGACAUAGAUGCUUUUAGUAUUACUCUUCCAACAUUUUAAAUGGGCCCUGACAUAUUGGGAAAGUGGACCUAUCACAGCUUAGCAUACAUUAAUUGUAAUAUUUGUGGUGGGUUCCUGUGAACUACAAGUUUGCACCCUGCAAGAAGACACUUGCUGCACUCAGAAAGGCAAAGAGUGAUGCUCAGUGGAUUGCCAGACAAUGUGCCCAUGACUACUGACUAAAGCUGUGUCAGAGCACCCAACUCGCUGCUGACACCAGCAAAACAAAAUGUAUGAAGGCACGAAGAAAGCCUUUGGACCAACAGUUGGUAAAAUUGCACUGCUGAAAAACUUUUCAUCACAGACCUCAGCAAGAAGAUGAAGCAAUGUGCAGAGCACUAUCAAGAAUGGUACUUGCAGGGAAACAUGGUAACUGACACAGCAGUCCACAGUAUCCAGACUCUGUCUUGGAAGAAAUAGAGGUCUCUCCCCCCAAUGAGCUGAAAAAUGCCAUCGAUGCUCAGGCCCAGGACAGGAUGGAAUCCAAAGAGAAGUGCUGGAAGCCGGUUUCAAUUCCUCCUCAUGACACACCUCCACAGGCUCCUCCUGCAGCGUUGGGAACAAGAUUCCCUGCCACAAAACAUGCAUCAUGACACUCAACAGCAGGGGUAGGCAAUCUAAGGCCUGGGGGCCGGAUGUGGCCCAAUUGCCUUCUCAAUCCGGCCUGUGGAUGGUCCGGGAAUCAGUGCGCUUUUACAUGAGUAGAAUGUGUCCUUUUAUUUAAAAUGCAUCUCUGGGUUAUUUGUGGGGCAUAGGAAUUUGUUCAUAUUUUUUUCAAAAUAUUGUCCGGCCCACCACAUGGUCUGAGGGACGGUGGACCGGCCCAGGGCUGAAAAAGGUUGCUGACCCCUGCUCUACAUGAACAAAGGUGACCGGCAUGACUGUAACAACAUGGAAUCUUGUUGCUGAGUACUGUGGGAAAUGUCUUUGCUCACAUAGUUCUCAACAGAUUACAGUUACUUGCUCACUGGGUCCAUCUUGAGUUACAAUGCGGCUUUAGAGCUUAGAGGUCGACAGUCAACGUGAUUUUUUCACUGUGCUGGCUGCAGGAGAAAUGAGACACCCUUGUAUAUUGCCUUAAUAGACCUGAUGAAGGCCUUUGACAUUGUCAGCUGGAAAGGAGGUCACACUGCUCAACUAGAUAAUCUCCACAAUCUGAUCAUGUUCUUGCACAAGAAUAUCCAGUAUGACAGUUCAUUCUCAGACACCUUCUCCCUGUUGCUGUCCUAUGCCUUCAGUGCAUCUGAAGAUGGUGUGUAACUGGGGUCUGUUCAACCUGGCAUGUCUCCAUGCCAAGACAAAAGUGUGCUGGGUCUGAGAAAUGCUGUUUGCAGAUAACUCAGUCUUGACAGUACACUCAAAGGAAGCUCUGCAGAAACUCAUCAACUCUUUUGCUCAAGUCUGCAGGGAGUUCAGCUUACCAUCAGCCUGACAAAGACCAACAUCUUUGGUCAGGAUAUCGCUGGCACUCCAUGCAUUGGUGCCCACACACUUGAAGUGGUGGACAAUUUUUUCUGCCUGGGUUCAACCAUAGCCAGCAAUGACGCUGAGCUGGACAAGCCUAUUGGUAAGGCAGCUAUGACAAUGGCUCACCUAUCCAAAAGGGUUUGGGGGAAUGUGGUGCCAUUUAUGCCAAUCCAUAUCAAAGGUCUACCAGGCUUGUAUGUUGAGUACGCUGCCUUAUGAAAGUGAGUUGUGGGCAACUUACACUCCCCAGGAGAGAUGCCUCAAUUCCUCCCACAUGAGCUGUGUCAGGAGGAUUUCAGGCAUCACAUGGCAGAAGAGUGUUGAACAAAGAUGUGCUCUUCCAAGUCCACAUUCCCAGCUGGCAACAUCAACCCUGCUGUGUGCGAAUCCCUUGCAGACGACUGGACUGCAGUGCCUGGAGACAGUCUGGUCAUGCAUCCAUAGCAGUAAUCAGAGGAGGAAUGAACACUGGGAGGAGCACAGAGAAAAGAAACACAGAGGUGCAUCUGCAGCAGCACAACCGGAUGCCUUCAUCUGCACCCACUGCAGUAAACCAUGUCUCUACAGCCACAGCAGACACUGUGACUCUCCAACAGUUUGACUUCACUCCCCAGGGAACACUCCUGGAUGCCUACCACUUUAUGACACUCUUUAUUUAUGCUGAUAUUUUAAUUAUUGCUAAAGUGCUUUUGUGAAAGGAAAGUGUGGUACUAUGGCACCAUAAUGCCCUUACAAUAGACAGUCCCAUAACUUGCAACAUGACAUACCAUCUUCUCCUCACCUGAGCACAACCAUUUUGUUUCUGGUGGGUCCCAAUGACAAACCAAAGAUUCCUCUUUCCACAUGCUGAGGGUGUUAUGUAUGCAUGCAAUGCAGGCCUAGGCCUUCCGGCCUCCUGGAGCUCAGGAGCUUCAUCUGCAUAACAAAAGAGGGAGAGGAUUCUAAAACCCUCCAAUGACAUUGUUAGUAGCUGGCAGGCUGCUGCUGAGAUGGAGCCAGUGUGCAGCAUUAAGGCGACCUAUCACAGGUGGUGUUUGUGUUUUGCCAAGUGCCCCUUUUGUCAUUCUUGUUCUUGUUCCUGAUGUUCCAAUAAAUCCUUUUUGAGCUGAAUCUUGGUCUUGGGUCAUGCCUGAACCCACCUACACCUCAGAGGGAAUAACUGAAUUUCAAUAACCAUAUUUGAAGAAGCUAUUAUUUCAGUAAAUGAGACAAAUUACCUCAAGGUCUGUAAUCAGAGUGUACAUGUUCAUCUGAUUUAAAACAACAAUGUAGAGGUCUUGCACAAGAGCACUUUAUCAUAAUCUCAGUAUUUCAUUGUUGCUGUGGGGUUUUUUUGGCCAGGGAAAUGUGUGGUUGUCACAGCAGUUAUAGAAACCUCCAGGGUCACCCACACUCAUCAAAUCAAAGACCAGAUUGAUAUAGCUAAGUAUCCCUCUUUCACAAGACCAUUAAAAAUAAUUUUAAAAAUGGAAAUGGAUAUUGCCCUACCACCAAAAGCACAAGUUGUUGUUGCUGCUGCUAAAUAACAUAUUGUUGCUACCCUAGUUUCUGAAACCAUGGUCCCAGACCUCCCCUAUUCAUAAACAAACUCUGCCCUUUUGACUCACAAGUGAAAAUAACUACAGUAUUGGGGUAGGUUUUUCCCAAAUAUUUCCUUCUGUACAGAAAAUAUUUGGGAUCAUUAAGAGUCAAGAUCAGGAUUGCUCCCCUGUACUAUUUCAGUCAUGCGGUUUAUGUACUUAUGGGUCUGUUUGCCUUGUGCACUUCUGAACAUUUCUUUUAUUUAUGACACCUUAGAAUUCUUACAAGCACCUUUCUUCUAACAGCAUGGAGCCUCAGUACCUGCUGGUGGUGGUGCUGAGUCUGGCCAGGCCAGGCCUGUCAGGUGUCGAACCACUGACGGGGCCGAAGUGCACCUACACCUUCAUCUUGCCGCAGCAGAAGUUCACGGGGGCCGUGUGCUGGAGCAGCGUGCGCCUUCCCCCGGAGCCUCCGGGCCUCAAUCGCUCUGAGGUGGCCGCGCUGCGUGAUCAGCUGCACCAUCAGCAGGCCCAGAUGGAGGAGCUGCGCCGACUAGUGGAGGUGGACGGGGCAGUGGUGAGUGAAGUCAAGGCCCUGCGCAAGGAAAGCCGCAACAUCAAUGCUCGCGUCACCCAGCUGUACACUCAGCUGCUUCAUGAGAUCCUCCAGCGACGAGAGCGGCCAGUGCAGACCUCACAGCUUGAAGGGAGGGUGGCCAACGCCUCUGCCGAGGCCUUGCGCGUGGCGGCCAGUUAUCGCCAGCUGGAAGGGAAGUACCAUGCCCUGGCUGCCCUGGUCAACAACCAGAGUGCCCUCAUCAGCCAACUGGAGAGAGACUGCCAGCAAGGAGCCAGUGGCCGGGGGAGCCCACAGGUACUGCUCAAACUGAACUGGGAGACAGAAAUGGGAGAAAUUAAAAGGGUCGCUAGAGCCAAUCAUCCAGUGCUAUUUGGCCUGCUGUGCCUGAAAACAUAAAUAAGGAAGGGCUAGGGCAGACUUCAGCGAUGGUGGAGUCCUGAUACCUGGUGCUGAUGCUGACCCUGGGAAAAGGGAAGGGAUGUGACAACAGCAAUGCCAGGAAGACAGGAGCUGAUGUUUUCUAAACCAUAGCUAGGCCCCAAGCUACACUCUCCCUCCGGAAUGCUGUGUCCUCUAAUCCCAGGUGUACAUGAUCUAGUACUUUUGCUGAGUGUACCGCUUCAAAUUGUAUGUUCAAACUCACAUGGCAGAAUGCUGCUGUAGCCAUAAUAAUAAUAAUAAUAAUAAUAAUAAUAAUAAAUAACAAAUCAAUGUACAAAACAAGCAUGUUAGGGAAAAGAUUUCCAGCAUAGCUUCUUCCCAUACAUGCUAAUUUUCCAUGUUUGUUUUUGAAUGGAGGAGUAUUCCGGCAUGUGAGCCCCAUCUGCAGCCUGAAGGCAAAGAGCGCUAAGCAACCUUUGACUCUCCAGUUGUUGCUGGACUCCAACUCCCAUGAACCUCAGAAUGGCCAGUGGUCAUGGGAGUUAUAGUCCAACACCUGCAGUACUACAAGUUCCCAUCCCUAAUUUACUGAAAAAUGGAAGUAUUUGAUUGAUGCUCAGAGCCAAUCUCUUUUUGCCCCAUGACUGCUCCCUGUUCAAAAAGGUUUCUGAGCUGAGCCCUGGGUCAAAUUAAACCCUGCAUAGAAAAGCACUAUGGUGAUCCUCCCACACAACCUGAUUUUUCAGCAAAUGGUUCUUUCUAUGUCUGCAAAUGGUUGCUCCAUUUCUACAUGUCCAGCAACUGUUGACAGCACAAGAGCCCGGAUAGAAAAAGGACGUUAAUCCUUUUUACUAAUUCCCUCUUUACAAUCUUUUCCAACGUGGGCAAUGACCACUGGGAGAACCCUUUUUGUGUCGCUGCUAUUUGCCCAUCUCCCCCUUCGCUUGCCCACGACCACUUCAGUCUAUGGAAUCUUCAUUCUGCCCUUACAAGGAAUCCGUCUUUUAACGUGGCAGCAUUGCUCCUGCUGCAAAACUCCCUGCCUGUUAACAACAAGCAGGCACCCCCACUGCAAUGCUUCUGAUUGCCUGAUAGAAAUGCCUUUCCUUUUGGUAGGCCUACCAACACUUCUAUUAUGUACUUUUAUUGUGUAUGUUUUUAAAAAUUCUUUAGAUUUCGUCUGUAUUUUUAUAAUUUUGUUAUAUCUACUUGUUUUUAAAGUUUGCUGAUUUCAUCAGCAUUUUUGAUAAAUAUUUUAGUUAACCUCAGCUGUCAAAAUUUUCUUGAUUAAAAAUAGGAUUAAGUGGUCUAUAAAUGUUGUUGAUUUUAAAAAAUGGCUCCAGUGGAGUUAGGACAAAAACAGUCGGUCCUAGUCUAGCUUUUGGGUUUCCUGGAAGCAUAUUUAUCACACUUAGAAUCAUAGAAUCAUAGAGUUGGAAGAGACCACAAGGGCCAUCGAGUCCAACCCCCUGCCAAGCAGGAAACACCAUCAGAGCACUCCUGACAUAUGGUUGUCAAGCCUCUGCUUAAAGACCUCCAAAGAAGGAGACUCCACCACACUCCUUGGCAGCAAAUUCCACUGUCGAACAGCUCUUACUGUCAGGAAGUUCUUCCUAAUGUUUAGGUGGAAUCUUCUUUCUUGUAGUUUGGAUCCAUUGCUCCGUGUCCGCUUCUCUGGAGCAGCAGAAAACAACCUUUCUCCCUCCUCUAUGUGACAUCCUUUUGAUAUAUUUGAACAUGGCUAUCAUAUCACCCCUUAACCUCCUCUUCUCCAGGCUAAACAUGCCCAGCUCCCUUAGCCGUUCCUCAUAAGGCAUCGUUUCCAGGCCUUUGACCAUUUUGGUUGCCCUCCUCUGGACCCGUUCCAGUUUGUCAGUGUCCUUCUUGAACUGUGGUGCCCAGAACUGGACACAGUACUCCAGGUGAGGUCUGACCAGAGCAGAAUACAGUGGCACUAUUACUUCCCUUGAUCUAGAACUGCCACCUUAUUUUCUGGUUGUGCUCCUGUGCCUUUAAGAGCCACUUGAACGUGCUCUAAAUCCCCUGCUGCCCUUGAACUCAGUGAUGCUGCACUCGAACUAUACUCUUUUAGUUCUCCUAUGUUUUUAGGGUGAGUUAUUUCUCCUUUCUCUCCACAGCCCCCCCUGGUGCCAGUGGUGCCUCACAACCCUGCAAGCAUCGCCAAUGAGAGCAGGGUCCUUUUUGAUGCCGUCAAUGACAUCCAGAGAGACCGGCCACACAAGGCGGCAGUGCCACAGGGCGGCACUCUUCAGCCACCUGCUGUCGUGCCCACCAAAUCCACAGGUCAGAAAGAGAGAUCAAGUCUAUUAGGAAGCAGCAGCGCAGAGGCUGUGCAGGGCAAAUGCCAACAGCACCAGCCUCUGCCAACAUGAAGCCUAGUUCACACAAAGAACCAAUGAGAUGGUAAAACCACUCCUGUGGAUAGUGGAUUAACGUUCCUCUCUAUAAGAGCUCCCUGCACAGAGAACCCAACAUGUCAGGCAGACACGUUUUUGCCAGCUUUCUUUCUAUUAUGCUACUUUUGUACCUGCGGGGGCUAUAGCUCUAAUGUCUCCCCAAAACUCAAAUGGCAAGUGCUUCUGUUUAUCUGACCCCCAAAUAUCUUUGGAGUGUUAGCAUCCCAAAUUUUGCUGGCAUUACCUUUUUAAAACAGGCAAGUGACUACCAGCUACCACUGUGAUUAUUCCAUUGCUGUCUGCUGUCCCUGAUAAAACAUUUAACUGAUCAUCCUGGGCUCUUAGCAAACCAUCAACCUAACAAUUACUCAGUUGAUGGUUAUUCGGAUGGUCUAACAUCUGAAACAAAUCCAAAGUACCUAUUUUCCUUUGGGAAAUGUGACAAGCUAUACACUCCAUGAUAGGGUAGCCUGUGAAUGGUAUCUCAUUUCUCCGCUUUCCUCCCAUUUAUGUCAUGGGGACCUCCUGCUCCUUCCCUGAGGCAUCCGCAGCCAAGAGCCAAGAAGGACUGGUGUGGCAUACACAAGCAAAACCACCGCCUUCUUAAUUUUGGAUCCUGCAGUCCCCUGGCCUAGUACUGACAUUUGAGUGAACUUCAAAGAGCAAUUGCUAGUGGAGGGCCACUGAUUUAUUGUCAUAAAUUUGCAUACUUAAGGAAUGAUCGCUGGGUGUGGAGCACAUUUCCGCCCGGAGUCAAACCACAGUUGUCUGAACAUCAUGCCCUCUAUCUAAUCUUUUGCUCUCUUAGCAGUCUGCCAUGCCCUGUCUGUGACCUUUGUCUCUUUUGAUUAAACAUUGUGCAAGGGGAAAGUGGCGCGGUGGAAACAGGUGCCAGAAUUACCUGUACCACCCUUCUAUCUCAGGACUGGAAGUUGUGUAAAGGUCACAGUCCAAAAUGUAUCUGUCUGGUUUUGCAUAUUGUGCCAAUAAAAGGAGCUUCGGCAGAGCUAGCUGGCAGCUUGCCUGUGCACAGGUCACCUGCAUCCAGCCUCUUGUCAUCAUCCGUUAUUCCUACACAUACCAUUAGCUACUGCAAGCCAGAUAGAUAGAGGCAGUUGUAUCUCUUACUGGUGGGCAAAAACAAAAGGUAUGUAUAUCACAGUAUGCCUGCCCCUAGGUCUGACCUUUCUAUGGCCUGUGGCUGACUAAUGCUGGAGGCACAAAUCUGUUGGGACUUGUGGUGUGCCUUUAAAUAACUGGGACCUGCAUAGGAGCCCUGCAAUGCUCUCAUGUACACUUACUAAAUGAAGCGCCUGAGAUUCUACUAAUAUAUAUUCUACUAAUAUAUAAUAAUAUACCUCAGGUAAGCUCAUGAAGAAAGCUUUUAUUUUCCCACUGGUGUUUGGAAGACCCCUGAGGCAUUUGCCUGAUGAAGAAUUCUAUGAAACUCAAAAGCUUGCACAGCCCUUCACCAACCCAAAUUUGGCCAAUAAAAUGUGCAUUUCCCCUGCUUUGUUUCUCUUAUCCUUUAUGAAAUGUUUUAUGUUACAAUAAACAUGUGAGGUAGAUUAGCUCUGACAGAAAGUGCUUCUAAAUAGGAGCUCAGUGUUGUGAUAUCACAAAUGGAUUUCUGGCAAUAGGUUUUUCCUUUUCCUUUUUACAUAUGGGGUGGCAUUUUUAUGCCAACACUGUUGUGUGGACACUGGAAAAAAAACUUGCAUGCAUGAGACGCACAGAUCCCAUCUGGAAAUACCCAAAAAGGCCAUCCAAGUGAGACAGGGCAUCACCCUAUCUGUGCUACACAACUCAAUGAUAACCUCCAAACUAGUCCCUGUAAUUAGCUGCCCCUACUUUGUUCAUCACGGGUGAACAUGCAGGUGGUGCUGUGGUCUAAACCACUGAGCCUAGGGCUUGCCGAUCAGAAGGACGGCGGUUCGAAUCCCUGCAAUGGGAUGAGCUCCCGUUGCUCGGUCCCUGCUCCUGCCAACCUAGUAGUUCAAAAGCACAUCAAAGUGCAAGUAAAUAAAUAGGUGCCGCUCCGGCGGGAAGGUAAAUGGCGUUUCUGUGCACUGCCCUGGUUCGCCAGAAGCAGCUUAGUCAUGCUGGCCACAUGACCUGGAAGCUGUACGCCGGCUCCCUUGGCCAAUAAAGCGAGAUGAGCGCCGCAACCCCCGAGUCAUUUGCGACUGGACCUAAUGGUCAGCGGUCCCUUUACCUUUACCUUGUUCAUCACACAGUGUUAUUCGGCCCCUGUUCAUUAGUUUUUCUCUUCCUGGCACAGGGCCAUGGCGUGACUGUCAAGCAGCUCAGCAGAAUGGGCAGACCAGCGGCAUCACCAUGCUACAACCAACUGGUGCCCGGGGAAUCAUCCAGACCUGGUGUGACCAGGAGUAUGAUGGGGGUGGUUGGACCGUCAUCCAGCGGCGGCAGGAUGGAUCGGUCAACUUCUUUAUCACCUGGCAGCACUACAAGGUGUGUUGAGGAUGUGGCUCCAGGUGCCACAUGAAAGGGAGAGCAAGGAGAUGAAGGGGUCCAAGCUUGUGAGGAAAGCUGGGCAGGGGGAAAAGGUGGACCUAUGGGAUGCAGAGGGUCACUUGGGGUUAGAGUCAGAGAUCUGGAGGCUCAUGGUGGAUCUGGGACUUAUAGGCUGAAAUCAGAGUCACAGGUGAUAGGUGAUACCAGAGGCCAGGUUCAGAUAUACAGUGGUGCCCCGCAAGACGAAUGCCUCGCAAGACGAAAAACUUGCUAGACGAAAGGGUUUUGCGUUUUUUGAGUCGUUCCGCAAGACGAAUUUCCCUAUGGGCUUGUUUCGCAAGAUGAAACGUUCCGCAAGACGAAUUUCCCUAUGGGCUUGCUUCGCAAGAUGAAACGUCUUGCGAGUUCUUGCGAGUUUGUUUCCUUUUUCUUAAAGCCGCUAAGCCGUUAAUAGCCGCUAAGCCGCUAAUAGCCGCUAAGCCGCUAAUAGCCGUGCUUUGCAAGACGAAAAAACCGCAAGACGAAGAGACUCGCGGAACGGAUUAAUUUCGUCUUGCGAGGCACCACUGUACUGCUCUUUCAUGGGUAUUCAGCCUUCAGUUUAGUUGCCCCGUUGAAUUUGUAGGAAAUACUUGGGGAUAGGAAUUCCUGAUAUGCAAAAGGUUUGCAGCAGCACACCUAUGAAUCUGGUCUUGACACAAAGCAAGGGUUACUCUGCCACCUGCUGUGCUAUGCCCACUCAGUCAGAUGGAGGCAAAAACACAUUAAGUAAUGGACUGAAAACAUGAGCUAAGGCCCAAAUAGAUGUGAUAAUGAGGGCAGCCAUGUUUGUUCAGUCACAUGGCAAUCCCAUUCUUGCAGUGUGUGUGUGUCUAGUCUUAAGAUAAAAAUAUGUGAUCUUUCGGGGACCUGCUGGCAAAGUGGACCAUAGAAUGCUCUUAUCAGGAGACCUCUGUAUUAAGGGAUGAAAGCUUCCUAGAUUUUUCUCAGGUUUCCUUCUCUCUUUUUCCAUUACUCCAGAGGUAUGGGUUGAAUCUGGCUCCAACAUGGAGCCUCAGUUGUCUCCUGGUCUCCAGUAGCAGAGUCAGAGCCCUGCACGGGAUCUCGUUCCUUAGCGGGAGACUCUGCAGCCUCUGACUCUCAUGUCUUGCUGCUGGACUCGGGUCAUCACCACACAUGGUAGCUGACUUUGGGCAUUGAGCUAGCAUGGUGUAUGUGUGCUUUGCUGAUUUCCUGCUGCAAAAGGAUCCCACAUAUCUCUGCAAGAGAGCUAAGUGUUCCACAGGCCCCAAAGUGGCCUGGGAAGGAAGUAGGAGUAUUAGCUCACUCUUCUACCCUAUGGCUAGCACCAACUGUUCCCCUACAGCCAGGGCCCACCUGCUAACAUCUUACUUGCUGUGUUUCCCCCUGCCCUGCUCCACCUUCAGAAUGGUUUUGGGAACUUGGAAGGAGAACACUGGCUGGGUCUCGAGUUCAUUCACUGGCUGACUCGCCAGGGCUCAUACGUGCUGAGGGUUACCAUGGAAGACUGGAGUGGGCGACAGGCAUACGCAGAAUACAGCACCUUUGCCCUAGAACCUGAGAAUGAUUUCUACCGGUUGCAGCUGGGGCGCUAUCAAGGCAACGCUGGUGAUUCCCUCUCCUGGCAUAAUGGCCGACAGUUCAGCACCCUCGACCGUGACCAUGAUGCUUACUCAGGUAAGGAUGGAGAAGGGAGAUGGCUAAAAGAGGACACCAAGAGCUGGGGAGGAAGGUGUUGUUUGUUCCUUAUCUUUUUAUCACUUUUAUCCUGUUUUAUCAUCGAUCUGGACUGAUUGGAAGGGUGCCUGCCUGCCCUGCUGCAACCUCCUCAUGUCACCCUCCGUGCCCCGACUCCCAGAUGUGCCCGCCUGGGCACUCAGCCGCUGUGUCUGAAAGUAUAGAGAAGAGGUAGACAAAAAAUAUAGUAUCCAAGCAAAGCGGUUGUGGAAGCAAAUCAUUAUUCCUAUAGUAGCUAUUAGACCUGUUUCUCUUGUAUCAGAUUCCGAGAGCACGAUAUUCUGCACUCCAAGGAGCUUUACCUCACAGCUCACAGCUCCAAACUCUGUCUCAUUCGCCCACAGUAUUCAGAACUGCAAAACUGGCUCUAAACUGUUUCUCUUCUUUUUUUUUUAAAAGAUAUUUAUUAAGAUUUUCAAAAUAUUGCAAAAGAAAAAAAGAAAAAAGAAAAAUACAAAAUAAAAAUAGUUAAAAACAAUUCAAUCUUUCCAUUACUUAUCUUUCAUUUGCUUAUUUCCCGGACCUCCUCAUACCUCCCUUUUUUGUAUUCCAAUUCAGUUUGUUAGUUCAGCAAAUCCCUCCCCUCUUUGUUUAUCCUAGUCUUUAAUCUUAAAAUAUUGUAACAUUAGAUUUUUACCUAUUAAUAAUCCAUUUUUUCAUAUUCCCUUAUAACAUUACAGCUAAAAACCACUUAGUUUCUAUCCAACGUCAUUCUAACAUUCAUUAAUUUUGCAAUAUUUCUGUAAACAGUCUUUAAACUUUUUCCAAUCUUCUUCCACCGACUCUUCUCCCUGGUCUCGGAUUCUGCCAGUCAUUUCCGCAAAUUCCAUAUAGUCCAUCACCUUCAUCUGCCAUUCUUCCAGGGUGGGUAGAUCUUGUGUCUUCCAGUACUUUGCAAUAAGUAUUCUUGCUGCUGUUGUGGCAUACAUAAAGAAAGUUCUGUCCUUCUUUGACACCGAUUGGCCGACUAUGCCCAGGAGAAAGGCCUCUGGUUUCUUCAGGAAGGUAUAUUUAAAUACCUUUUUCAAUUCAUUAUAGAUCAUCUCCCAGAAAGCCUUAAUCCUUGGGCACGUCCACCAAAGGUGAAAGAAUGUACCUUCAGUUUCUUUACAUUUCCAACAUUUAUUAUCGGGCAAAUGAUAGAUUUUUGUAAGCUUGACUGGUGUCAUGUACCACCUGUAUAUCAUUUUCAUAAUAUUCUCUCUUAAGGCAUUGCAUGCCGUAAACUUCAUACCUGUGGUCCAUAACUGUUCCCAGUCAGCCAUCAUUAUGUUAUGUCCAACGUCUUGUGCCCAUUUAAUCAUAGCAGAUUUCACCGUUUCAUCCUGAGUAUUCCAUUUCAACAGCAAGUUAUACAUCUUUGAUAAAGUCUUAGUUUUGGGUUCUAACAGUUCUGUUUCUAAUUUUGAUUUUUCCACCUGGAAGCCAAUUUUCUUGUCCGAAUUAUAUGCCUCCAUUAUCUGAUAAUAAUGAAGCCAAUUUCGCACUUUAUUUUUUAGUUUCUCAAAACGAUUUCCUUGAUUUUUCUUGCCCCUCUAAAGCUGUCUCCAUAACCUGUGGCCCUCCAGAUAAUGAUCAACUCCUGUCAUCCUAAAUUGGCAUCGUCAGGGAUGAGGGAAAUUGUAGUCCAGAAACACAGGGCCAAAGCGUUCCCCAAGCCUGCCGUACUCCACUGUUUAUGCUCCACAAGAAAUAGGAGGAGACACAUAUUGCAAGGUUCCUGUGGGGUUGCCUUGUUUUCCCCCUGUGGCAAUGCUUUUAAUCAUAGACAGACAGACAGACAGCAGAGGUGGAAUUAGGGAGGCCACUGGUGGAGGAAUGCAGGGGCAGGCGGGGGGAGCGCACUGCCCCCGGCCCCAUUGGGGAGGGGGUACCAUCACUGCCGCCCCCCGGACACGCGGCACGCACCCCCACCGCGCCAGGCGCCAUGCCCCUGCGGGCAGCGCGCCACAACCCCAGAAUGCAUGCAGGCCCCACAGGCGACAUGCCAUGUCCCUGGGCACGUGUCAUGCCCCCGGGACAUGCGCCAGCCGUGCCCACGCCUGCUCUCUGCCCCCAGUGCCGGAGCAUUCAGCUUCGCCACUGAGGGAGGCACGACUGGUUCUGUCACACUGUGCACUAAGCCUAGAGGGGCCACAUGGCACCACAACUAUGACUUAGUGAAUUAGCACCAUGGAGAGUGAGAGGCAGGGAGGCACUGAAUUUUGGCCUUGCAGCUGAAAUUUUAAAGACCAGAUUCCACCCCUUCAAGUGCCUACUUGGUAUACCUAGGGUAGCUAGGAAUUUAGGAACUGACGUUUCUUGUAGUAUUGAAAAAGUAGUGGGAGAAAAUUAACAUGCUAAAUUUCUCUGGAACUGGAUGCAGUUACAGAAACAGGAGCAGAGCCCAGCAACCCUUGGCUAUUGAAGUGAACCAUCUAAGAGUACAAAGCAGAGAAAGGCAACCUGUGGCCCUCCAGAUGUUGUGGGGACUUGAACUCCCAUCAUCCCUUACCAUUGGCUGUGUUGACUGGGCCUGGUGGGAACUGGGAAUCCAGCAACAUUUAGAGGGCCACAGGCUCCCCUUCUCAAAUAUUGUAUAAAUAUGUUUUGCAUAUUACUAGUCCUAUGUCUGUUACAGUUAUUAUUUCACAACUGCACCUGAGGAUGCUUUAAUAAGGCUGAAACAGCCCAUUAGCAGAUGUGUGUGUCAGUGUUAUUCAUAAUACCCUGCCAAUAAUACAGUAAUUUUAAAGUCUGGAAAAUCAAAGGCAUAUUACUAGCACUGGGAGCUUUCUAGGAGACCCUGUGGUUAACUUUUCAAAACUGCCAUCCCUAGAACAUUUUAAGUGCCAAAAAGGAGCAAAAAAUAGGCUUCUGGUGGAGUUGUAAAUCAACCAGUGAUAGAUUCCUCAGCUGUUUCCACUUAGAUGAAACCUAAUGAGAAUGGCUCUUUUUUUGUCCAAAUUAUAAGCCUCCCUUAUUUGAUAAUAGUGAAGCCAGUCUCGCACUUUGUCUUUUAAUUUCUCAAAACUCUGCAAUUUCAAUUUGUCUCCUUCUUGUUCCAAAAUUUCCCAAUAUUUCGGCCAUUUGGCCUCCAUAUUGAGCUUUUUCUGAGCCUUUGCUUCCAUCGGUGACAACCACCUUGGGGUUUUAUUUUCAAGUAAGUCCUUAUAUCUUAUCCAGACAUUUAACAAUGCUUUCCUAACAAUAUGGUUUUUAAAUGCUUUAUGUGCUUUAACCUUGUCAUACCACAAAUAUGCAUGCCACCCAAAAACAUUAUUAAAACCUUCUAAGUCCAAAAUGUCUGUGUUCUCAAGAAGCAGCCAUUCUUUCAACCAGCAGAAUGCUGCUGAUAAACUGUUUCUCUUCUGAUCCCACCAGCUGGAGGGUGCCACCUUCCUAGACUGAUGGAUGCUGCAUUCUAAGGCUGGAGAGAGAUUCCCAGCCAUCAAGAGAACUUUGUCUGCUUAUGCUAGCUCCUGUAUUAAGCAGACACCUGGCUAACAAAGGGCAGACCCCUUAAUAGCACUGUAUGAAAUCCAUCUAUGAAGUCCAGACCUCUCACGGAGGCACACUAAGAAGAGCCUCAGAUGAUGAUUGCAUGGUUUGAGUCAGUUCAUAUGGAGAGAUGUGGUCCUGGAAGUAUUGUGGUUCUGAGCCAUUUAAGACUUUCUAGUUCAAAAGCAGCACUUUGAAUUCGACCUGGAAACUAAUUAGCAGACAGUGCAAUCAGGACAGGAUUGGUGUAAUAUGCUCAAACCAUCUUGUCCCAGUGAGCAACCUGGUUGCCAAAUUCUGCAGGGGUGGGGAACGUGUGGCCGUCCCUCUGUUGCUGGGUGGCCUCUCUCAUCCUCCCUCUCCACUAGCCAUGCUGCCUGGAGCUGACAGAAGCUGGAAAUUCCCCAUCUCUAUUCUAACAGCAUCUGAUUUCAGGAUUUGAUUCAUGGGCACAGCUGCCCCCCCAAAAAAAAAUCAAUAGAAAUACAUAGCUGAGGUUCUGCCCUCCCCCCCCAAAAAAAUCCUGGCCAUGCCCAUGGUUUGAUGAUAAAUUAUCUAUUCCCCACCCCUCUUCUUUUCCCACAGGCAACUGUGCCCACUUCCAGAAAGGUGGUUGGUGGUACAAUAUGUGUGCCCACUCCAACCUUAAUGGUGUCUGGUACAAAGGAGGGCACUACCGAAGCCGUUAUCAGGACGGGGUCUACUGGGCAGAGUUUCGUGGCGGUGCCUACUCGCUCCGCAAGGUGGUCAUGAUGAUCCGGUCUCCACAAGGCACAUGAUUUCUGUACCUGGGAGUAAGAAAGGACGCAUACCAAGGGCAGGUCUAGAUAUUUAAAAACAGGAGUCACUGAGCUCUGAAAGCUCACUUGCCAUGUUCUCAGUCAGUCAGACGUACAGCCUCCUUCUCAAAGCAAGCUCCUUCUAGUGCCAGUGAUCUGUAGAAACUGUGGGUGCACUAUGCUAACGGGGGGGGGGGGAGGCUUGUGGCAUUCCCUGAGCAGUUGUCCAGAUUUUAAAAGAACAUUUUUCCCUUUAAAAAAUAACUGAAAAUAAUUAAUGAAGGUGCGAAAUGAUGUUUUAAAUGUACACGCAGCACCUUAAACAAUUAACAGUCAGCACCUUUAAAAAAUUUGGAAAUCAAAUUCCUAAAAUGAAGGGGAUGUUCAGCAAAAUUGAAGAGAGAAUUAGCAUAUGGGAGGAGGUGUUUGUUCUUUUCAGUGGGUGCUUCUAGGUGGGGCCUCCUUACACCUACAAGUUUUUCACAGUGUCCACAUAAGUGGCAUCAAAAUGCUAGCCUGAACUUUCCACCUCAUUAAAUUUGGAUUUGUCAAUUUUGGAGGAAAUCCAGUGAAGUUAAAAACAAACAAAUACUGUAAACAAAACAGCUUGUUGCCAGAAACCUUUGGUACCUGAAUGGCCUGCAAGUACUCGUCUAGAAACACAGGUUACUGACGACACAUGUUUUAAAUCUGCAGCUUUAUACUUACGUACCUGGGAGUAAGCCACACAUGAGUCAAUGAGUGGAGGUGUAUAGGACUGCAUCAUCUUCACUCUCUACAAUCCAGGUGUAACAACCCAGUUUGUUGUGACAUGUGAAGCCUUGGGGGUUGCAUUCUCCCCAUCACAUGCCAAAAAAGGAAAUAAAAAACUUCAGUUCCCCUAAUUAGAAGCAGAGUUUGUUGCUGUGUGCAAACUUUGCAAAUUACAGUGUGUUCAAACUAUGGUUUCUUAACUAUCCAGGAUUCUGUGGUUUGUUACAUGCUGCUGUAUACUCCUCCCUCCCCACAUUGUGGAACUGGUUACUCUUGCAGAGGCUGAAACACCCGUGGCAGAAAACAACACUGCAGCGAUUUAAGGAUCGCCACUUUCAUAAUCCUAACAGAAGCGUCCUUAGCACUGCUGUAGCAGACUCUGGGCUCAUCCAGACUUCUGUGCCGUGUUUCUUGGCACAAGUGUGUACUUUAAAGCUCUGUGUCCAAGCACUUUUUCGUUUUUGGUUGCCCUAAUGCUUUCCCUGCAAAAACCCACGCUCUGCUGCAGAGUCUGUGCAAACGGAAAUCACCAAAAAACCCAAAUUGCCAUUUGUUCUGAUUCAGCGUUAAAAAACGGACAUUUGUAUACAGUGGUACCUCUGGUUAAGAACUUAAUUUGUUCUGGAGGUCCGUUCUUAGCCUGAAACUGUUCUUAACCUGAAGCACCACUUUAACUAAUGGGGCCUCCUGCUGCCGCUGCGCCACUGCUACGUGAUUUCUGUUCUCAUCCUGAAGCAAAGUUCUUAACCCAAGGUACUAUUUCUGGGUUAGCGGACUCUAUAACCUGAAGCGUAUGUAACCUGAGGUACCACUAUAUGCCCAAUUGCUAUGUGAAGGUGGCAGAGCGAGAAAGUGAGGAGCUGGGCCUGAUGGUAAAGUCCUGGCAAGAGGCUCCCCAUUCAUGCUAUAAACUCUAGAGUUAACACAGUUCCUGGUGAUCUAUUCUGAUUGGAAAAGGCUUAAGGAAAGGGCCUCCGCAUCCUUUUUUCAGAGAUGGAAACCUGAGGCACAGUAGAGCUAGCGGUGAAAGAAAGCCAUGAUUUCCACUCCAAUCUGGAUUUGACACAACCAGCACUGUUUCUGUUCCACUACAGUUCUGUUUCUGCCAAAUAUUAUGUUAUUUAUCUUACUGUCCAUUAUUCAGCUUAAGGUGCAUAACUUGUGUAACUGACAACUGUUUAUGUAAGCUACAUAACUUACAUUCAUUUCAAUGUAAAGGAAACAGCAAAACAUAACAAUAAUUAGGCAUUAAUUAGAACUCACACUAUAUUAUACAAUAUAGACGCGGGUGGUGCUGUGGGUAAAACCUCAGCGCCUAGGACUUGCCGAUCGUCAGGUCGGCGGUUCGAAUCCCCGCGACGGGGUGCGCUCCCGCUGCUCGGUCCCAGCGCCUGCCAACCUAGCAGUUCGAAAGCACCCCCAGGUGCAAGUAGAUAAAUAGGGACCGCUUACUAGUGGGAAGGUAAACAGCGUUUCCGUGUGCUGCGCUGGCUCGCCAGAUGCAGCUUGUCACGCUGACCACGUGACCCGGAAGUGUCUUCGGACAGUGCUGGCCCCUGGCCUCUUAAGCGAGAUGGGCGCGCAACCCCAGAGUCGGACACGACUGGCCCGUACGGGCAGAGGUACCUUUACCCUUACCUUUUUCAUAUUAUACAAAUCCCAUAAAUGAAGCCAAAUGUAUUUAUUUUGCAUAAACCUAUUUUGUUGACUUAAAUUUAAAAUUCUCUGGCAAGGAAGUCCACAAUCUGCCCUAAAAAUAAAGUAUGCAAGUCUAUUAGUUCUUUCAGAUUGGUUGAGUAUACUUUUUUUGACUACUAGCAGAGUUCUUCCAGAUUGUGAAUGUCCUUUGACAAGGCACACAAACCCAGCCUCCUGGACACAGUGGAACCUUGGAAGCCGAACGCCUUGAAACUCGAACGUUCAGGCCCUCGAACGAUUGAAAACCGGAAGUGAAUGUUCCGGUUUUCGAAGAUUUUUGGAAGCCGAAUGUCUGGCACGACUUCCAAUUGAGUUCAGUAACCUGCUUUUAUCCAUCCAUCCAUCCAUCCAUCCAUCCUGCAAACUCCCAAACACGCUGGCAGAUUCUUUGUUGGCGUCUCCGCCCACGCUUGAUCUCCUUGUCCAAUCUCCCAGCCUGAUUCCCCUCCACCCCCAGCCAGAUCUUCACAGCCUCCUGCCCAUCCAAGGCCCUGGGACCGUGGAUCGAUGUAUGGAUUCCCUCCUCUCUUGAAAAUGUUUGCGUACUUUCUCCUCUUCCUCACCCUCGUUUUUUUGCUUCCCCCUCCCCCUUGCACAGAAUGAGACUCUUUCACCAAAGCCUUUUCUUACCAGACAAAGGGGUCGUUUUAUUCUGCAGGAGGUUUAAGGGUUUGUGUUGCUUUGUUUUCCGUGUAUAUUUUGCCUUUCGUUGAUGUUAAAUUUAAUGUAGAGCUUGCUGUUUAGUAUAAAGCAUACCAUAGAUCCUUCAGAAGACUAAGGCUGCCUUUUCAAGGCGUUUGAAUGAUUCUUGUGGUGUAUUUUUUUAAAUACAACAACAGCAACCCCGCUUUGCAAUGCUGCUUCCUUUAUCGGUGUGUUGUAUCCCUACAUGAAAAACAAGAAUUUAAGACUCCAAACAACCUGAGACUUUAGUUCUUCUGAAUGCAGUUAUUCCAUAAUUGCUGUGAAGUGGUCUCAUUGUCUCCUUACAGAGUGCUACGCUGAGGUCUGUCUGUUUUUGGUACUUACUUUGCGUUUUUGUGGCUUUUUGUUUUGUUUUUCUGACUGUGUGGAACCCAGUUCAGCUACUGAUUGUGUGACUGCAGUACAUUGUUUAUUGCUUUCAUUUGAUGGAUCAGUGGUCUCAUUAUAUAGUAAAAUUCACAUUAAAUUGCUCUUCUAGGGGUUGUUUUUAAAA